AUGGCUGGUUGCGUUGCGGAGAUACCUUUCAAAGCUCAACAUUCAGGAAUUAAAGUUCACCCUUGCAAUUACAACGAUGAUGGUAACCCUCAGCUUUGUGGCUCGGCGCCGGCCAACCAGCAUGAGAGCGGCGUCACCAGAUUCAUUGUCAUCGUAGCUUUCCUGCUGGUGUCGACACUCACGGUUAGCGCCAUUACCUUCAGCCUUAUCUGGUUCAGCCUCAGACAACAAACCCCUACUCUUUCGCUCGACUCGCUAUCUACACCUAAAUUUGAUACCUCCGACAAUUAUACGUUGACGGCCAUAUAUGAUAUCGGCUUCACCUAUAAUCGUGCAAAUUGUCCAUGGAAAAUUUACUUUGAGGAGAUUGAGGUCAGUGUUUUCUACAAAAGCUAUAUUCUAGCGAGGGAGACGGUGCAGGAGCUUCUCUGGUUGGGCAUGGAGAGGGAAAAGUCUGUGAAUGCUAUGAUCGAGGACGGAACUCAGUGGUUCUCGGGGGACCCGGAAUCGCAAGAGAUUAGGCGGGAUAGGGAGAAGGGAAUGAUGAGCUUCAAUGUCUCUGUGAGAGCGACGGUAAUAUACGAGGGUUUAUGGUGGAAAGAUAAUAGAGUAUUGGUGCACUCUUGUUCGGAUCUACAGAUUGCCUUUUCCAAUACCAGCGCCACCGGCACCGGAAGCUUGAUAGGUGAUGUGCCAAGGAAUUGCUACUGA
This is a messenger RNA of Alnus glutinosa, 711 nucleotides long. RefSeq lists its product as uncharacterized. The transcript has a single exon. The record is from RefSeq and is a predicted model, not a curated record. Bases 1 to 711 code for a protein of 236 amino acids. Gene Ontology annotation, biological process: defense response to other organism. Lineage: Eukaryota; Viridiplantae; Streptophyta; Magnoliopsida; Fagales; Betulaceae.